Chaetura pelagica (chimney swift) is the source of this 549-nucleotide messenger RNA. It is a transcript of the gene ARL10, whose product is annotated as ADP-ribosylation factor-like 10. Lineage: Eukaryota; Metazoa; Chordata; Aves; Apodiformes; Apodidae. Gene Ontology annotation, molecular function: GTPase activity; GTP binding. The coding region runs from base 1 to 549 and encodes 182 amino acids. The record is from RefSeq and is a predicted model, not a curated record. The transcript has 4 exons.
AUGGAGAUGGGAGCACAGGAAUUCGGGGUGUUGCUGGAGGGGUGGCAGGUCCUGGUGCUGGGGCUGGACGGGGCGGGGAAGAGCAGCAUCCUGCACUACAUCUGCAGCCGGACAGCCCGGGAGCACAUGGCACCCACCCGCGGCUUCAACUCUGCCCAGCUCUGCAUCGAGGGGCUGGAGAUGGACCUGCUGGAGGUGGGUGGCAGCCAGAACCUGCGAUCCUACUGGCCCCUCUACCUGGGCCAGGCCCACGUGCUGGUGUUCGUGGUGGACUCGGUGGACAGGCCACGCCUGGGGACAGCGCGCCAGGAGCUGCACACGCUGCUGGCCACGGAGCCCCGGCUGCCCCUGGUUGUGCUGGGCAACAAGCAGGACAAGAGCGACGCUCUGAGCAUGGCAGAGCUGUGGGAGGAGCUGGCCCUGCACACGCUCAGCGAGCAGCGAGAGGUCUUCCUCCUGCCCACCAGUGCGACCUGGGCCAGCCUGAGCACUGACACCAGCAUCCUCCAUGUGAAGAACCUGCUGGUCACCCUGCUCUCCCAGCCCUAA